UUUCGUUCUUGCAUAAUGGGUCUUUCUUAGUUUACUUCAAUGAAAUCUACAUUUUGUUUUAUGUAUUAUUUUGAUUUUUGGGUAAAGAUCGUUUCUUUAUGAUCUUCGUGUGAUCAUAUGAUGUGUUUGUUGUCUAGUUAUGUAAAUUGUCAUGUGGGUAUCUGUUUAUUUUAACUGGGAUUGAUUGAUCCUAUAUGUUCUUCUUGUAGCUGUUCACUUGUCUACAUUGUCUGUUCUCAGUUCUGACCUUGGAAUGACUUGUCUUUUGUAGGAUGUAUGGUUUUGGUCUAUUAACUUUAAUGUUGUUUUGCCAAGAGUGGAAAUUGUUAUGAUUUGCUUUCAUUGGUCUUUUGUUUGACUUUGUGGCCAUGAGUCAGAUCACCUAGGAUCCGUUUUCACUUGCUUCUUUUUGCACUCCAUGUGACUAAAUUUUUGUACAAUCAUAUUGAGCUAAACGUAGCUAGUGUGCAUCCGGUUCGGAUAAGUAGAGUCCGGGGAGGGUAUAAAUUAUAAUGUAAGCAGACCUUACCUCUCGGCUUCGGCUCGGACUAGCCUAACCGUUUUAGCUCAUAUAUGAAUGGUAGUUUAUAUCUUUUGGUUUUCACUUCUUCCAUCUUGUAGCAUAGGAUGUUUCUCUUCGCUAAACUGGUGACUCUGCUUUUACUUCUUGCAUUGAGUCAUGUUGUUGAACAUUGUGGGGCUGAUUAUACUGGACAAUGCAAAUCUAACGGACCUCUCAAACCCAGGCCUCACAGCGUGUCUAUAUUGGAAUUUGGGGCAGUUGGCGAUGGGAAAGCACUAAACACGGUUGCCUUCCAAAAUGCUAUCUUCUAUCUGAAGUCCUUUGCAGAUAAGGGUGGUGCCCAACUCUAUGUUCCGCCCGGUAAGUGGCUUACUGGAAGUUUCAACCUUACCAGCCACCUCACACUAUUUUUGGAAAAAGAUGCAAUUAUUCUUGGAUCGCAGGAUAUUGCUCACUGGGAGGUUGUUGACGCCUUACCAUCAUAUGGACGAGGUAUUGAACUUCCUGGUGGUAGGUAUCGAAGCUUGAUUACAGGAAAUAAUCUAGUCGAUGUUGUAAUUACAGGUGACAAUGGGACUAUAGAUGGCCAGGGUUCCGUUUGGUGGGAGCACUUCAGUUCUCAUUCUUUAAACUACAGCCGACCACACCUGGUUGAAUUUAUAAGCUCCAAGGAUGUGGUUGUUUCAAAUCUAACAUUUUUGAAUUCCCCAUCCUACAGCAUCCAUCCUGUUUAUUGCAGCAAUGUGUUGGUUCAAAAUGUAACAGCUUAUGCUCCCCCAGAAUCGCCUUACACUAGUGGAAUAGUACCAGAUUCCUCUGAGUAUGUAUGCAUUGAGAAAAGCAACAUUAGUGUGAGCUAUGAUGCUAUUGUGCUCAAGAGUGGUUGGGAUGAAUACGGGAUUGCCCUUGGGAAACCAACUUCAUAUGUCCACAUUAGGGAGGUUCGCCUUCAAUCUACUAUAGGCGCUGGCUUGGCUUUUGGCAGUGAGAUGUCUGGGGGCAUCUCCAACGUUCUGGUAGAGAACAUAGACCUGCAUGACUCAUUCAUUGGGUGUGAAGUGAAGACAUCAAUAGGUCGAGGUGGUUAUAUAGAAGACAUCUGUAUAUCCAACGCAAAUAUCAGAAAUGUUAAGAUAGCUAUUCAGGCUACAGGUCAGUGUAACUCACAUCCAGAUGACGAAUAUGAUCCUCAUGCACUUCCUAUUGUCAACGGCCUCACCUAUAAAAACAUAAUUGGCACAAAUGUCACUAUCGCAGGAAAUUUCUCUGGAAUUCCUGAAUCUCCUUUCACGUCAAUUUGUCUAUCUAAUAUUUCCUUCACCACCACUCCUUACGCGUCUGCUUCAUGGCUAUGUUCAAAUGUAUCAGGUAUCUCAGAAAACGUGUAUCCCGAACCAUGUCCCUCCCUCCAGAACUCAUAUAGGUCUUCUGCAUCAGUUUGUUCUUUCCUCUUUUACCCAAGCAGGCGUGCUGCUGAUUUAUGAUACCUAAAAUACCCAAACUCAAAUUGUUUCACAAAUCUGUACAUUAUGAAUUUGUCAUAUCAACCUUCACUCAAUUUUAGCAGUAAUCUUAAAUAAGCAGCAGCACAGAAUGCCGCGUCUCAUCCCUCCAUUCAAACAUAAGCAUUCUCGUUGUCGCUCAAAUCAUAGUGUCAUUUGGCAGCAGUUGCACUGUACAGCCUUGCUUUCAUCAAGAUGUGAGAAAAUUUUGGUAGUGUAGUAUGAUUCAUCAGAUCGAAGUUUUCAUUUCAUUUUACAUUAUUUCCCAUGUUUUUUCAUCUCCUUGUAAACUGUAAAUGUAAAUUUCUGGCGUGCAAGAUUCGUUGGUGUAUAGUACUCUGGAAUAAAUAAAUUUAUAGUUCUCAGAGGAUCAAAA
This is a messenger RNA of Daucus carota subsp. sativus, 2401 nucleotides long. Its product is annotated as probable polygalacturonase. The transcript is spliced from 6 exons. NCBI's taxonomy places the organism in Eukaryota, Viridiplantae, Streptophyta, Magnoliopsida, Apiales, Apiaceae. Gene Ontology annotation, molecular function: polygalacturonase activity. Bases 628 to 2007 code for a protein of 459 amino acids. The record is from RefSeq and is a predicted model, not a curated record. Gene Ontology annotation, biological process: carbohydrate metabolic process.